This is a messenger RNA of Hippoglossus stenolepis (Pacific halibut), 918 nucleotides long. RefSeq lists its product as uncharacterized. Bases 75 to 614 code for a protein of 179 amino acids. Lineage: Eukaryota; Metazoa; Chordata; Actinopteri; Pleuronectiformes; Pleuronectidae. The transcript has 9 exons. The record is from RefSeq and is a predicted model, not a curated record.
UGUGACCAGUGUGUCUGACCCUCCUUUAUAUACAGUCUGUGGUGUGACUGCAGCAGCUCUGUGUGCGGGUUGAAAUGUCUCACGCAGGGUUUGAUAGAUCACGCACUUUAAAGGCCUGGUUCGCUCUGAGGCGUCUUGACAAAAACGAUGACAGAGUGGUGGCUCUCCGAGAGGUGUCCAUCCCUCCAGCAGCUGAUGUCACCAUGAUCAUACAGAUCAUCACCACUACCUUUGGACUGAACUGUAGCGAUGUAAUAUUCAAGAUAAGGAACCAUCGUGGCUGUCUGAUCCCUCUGAACAGCUCCAUGCCCGCUAACAGCAAGCACAUGCCAUAUGUGCUAGAGGUAGCCAAGAUCUUUCAGCAUGUGCGUCCCAAGCCCAGAACCAUUCCCAUGACUGUGAUCAACAAGAGCAUGAAGACCAGGCUACAGACUAUUGACAGGAGGAUUCAAAGACUGGAGGACCUUCUGCCUCAGAUCAAACUCAGGUGCAAUGAAAAGCUUGGCCAGGAGAUUGAAUGUCUCAACCAGAAGCUGAGGUUUCUUCAAAGGAGAAUGCAGGUUGCGGACUCUCACAGCUGGAAGGGGGUGCUGACCAGGGCCCCUCUGUGGUGAACCAACACUCACAUUUCCCACUUUGUAGAAAACACAGGCCAUCUAUAGGACUGUGGUCACACUCAUCAUUCACUGCAGAUUUUUAUCAUGUCACUAUGUCUGUAUGGAUUAUAAUGUGAAUGGCCUCAGAUCAAACGUUGCCCACAGUGUAAUAGAGCAUGUUCAUCAUUGUGCUUCAAAUUCAAAUAUGUGCCGUCAUCAGUUUAGAUUAAAUAUUGGCCUGUAUUUAAUAAACUUCCAAUUCUGACACGACUGAGGUUUCUUCUAAGUGUAACGUAAUAAAACACAUUUAUUUGAGAACUUA